Triplophysa rosa is the source of this 7882-nucleotide messenger RNA. Its product is annotated as rho GTPase-activating protein 32-like. Gene Ontology annotation, cellular component: Golgi apparatus; fibrillar center; nucleoplasm. The record is from RefSeq and is a predicted model, not a curated record. Bases 1128 to 5669 code for a protein of 1513 amino acids. Lineage: Eukaryota; Metazoa; Chordata; Actinopteri; Cypriniformes; Nemacheilidae. Gene Ontology annotation, biological process: small GTPase-mediated signal transduction. Gene Ontology annotation, molecular function: GTPase activator activity. The transcript has 12 exons.
UAUAUAUAGAAUAUUUAUAAAGUAUAGAGUAUAGAAUAUUUACUAUACUGGUCGUACUGCAUGAAAUGGGCAAUAAUUCUUUAUUUACCUGUGAGAGCAAAAAGAUGAAGUCGUAUGGAAUAAAAUACUUCAGUUGAAUUUCCAAUAUAUUUUUAUGUAUAGACCUUUUCAUCGGACGCGCGCGCACCUGACCCCCAGUUAACUUCCGGUUUGUGUUUGGCUAGUGACUAAUAAUAUAACUAAAAUAAUAAUAUUAAAUUAUUUUAAUAUUAAAAUCUUAAAAUUUAAUAUAAAAAAUCCUGCAGUUUGGUCGCAUUUAAACAAACUGUAUGGUAGAUUGACAUCUAGCGGUUGAGCUUGGUAUCGGAGUGUAAAUUCAAAAUAUUGGACAGACAAGUUUAGCCAAGUAACGGUUCUUCUCGGUUUCUUUUGAUUGUUAUCAGAAAUAAUCUACAGGCACUCUUAUUGUUUGUGAAUGUGUACCGGAAGUUAAGGUGGGGUCACAAAAGUGCACAUGCGCAGUAACGUUUGUUUAUGUUGUUAAGAUGAUACAAUUUCAGUCUAUACAAUUUCAGUAAUAUGAAUGUAAGAUUUUGGUCAUACCACCCAAGAGAGCUCCGAGAGAAAGUUUUUUGCAUUUCUGGAGGAUUUUGUGCUUUAAGUUGCUAUGUAAGGAAUGUAGCUGAACUGCUGCCUCUGAGGGAUUCUGGGACUCACUCAUCGACGGAAUAACGUUUGUCAAGACGGAAGACUAACCAGGGUCGUCUGCAUAUCUCUGACCAAGAUUCCUCUGAGUGAACUAUUGCAAUGUCAAGUUGGAGAGCAGGAGUAUAUCUAGAGCAACUGUGAACCAAUAAGCUCUGGAGAGCCUUUCUCUCUCAUGUGUGAAUUUUUAAUCUGAUGAUCAGGUCCAGUAGCCUUUUCUUUGUGUUAUGCCGCUGCAGUUAUUAAUAUCAUGAAGUUUGGCUGCACAAAGAAUCUGGCAUUCUAUUUCACUGGCAUUUUGACAAAUCUCACACGUUACGUGCCAAAAAGGAUGCUCCAGUAACGUUUUGUCUAAACCUCUAGUCCCACAGGUACUCAAGAGUUGCACUGAGUUCAUUGAGAAGCAUGGAGUGGUUGAUGGAAUGUACCGUCUCUCCGGGAUCGCGUCCAACAUUCAGAAGCUGCGGCACGAAUUUGACUCUGAGCAGAUCCCAGAUCUGACAAAAGAUGUUUACAUCCAGGACAUACACUGUGUGGGCUCCCUGUGCAAGCUUUACUUUCGAGAGCUUCCCAACCCGCUUCUCACCUACCAGCUGUAUGAGAAAUUCUCGGAGGCCGUGUCAGCAGCCACAGAUGAGGAGAGGCUGAUCAAAAUACAUGAUGUCAUUCAGCAGCUGCCGCCUCCACAUUACAGGACCCUAGAGUUUCUUAUGAGACAUCUGUCACACUUGGCCACUUUCAGCUAUGUAACAAACAUGCAUACAAAGAAUUUGGCCAUUGUUUGGGCCCCCAACCUACUGAGGUCAAAACAAAUAGAAUCGGCUUGCUUCAGUGGCACUGCAGCGUUCAUGGAGGUGCGGAUACAAUCUGUUGUGGUAGAGUUUAUCCUCAACAAUGUGGAUGUUCUCUUCAGCCCCAAACUGAGCUCACUCAUACGAGAGGGAACAGGACACAAUUCGUUGUCUCGUCCUAAAUCGUUGCUGGUACCCUCCUCAUCCACGAAGCUGCUGACACUAGAAGAGGCGCAGGCACGUACUCAGGCCCAGAUCAAUUCCCCCAUCACUGCAGACAGCAAGUACAUUGAAGUAGGAGAGGGGCCGGCAGCCUUACAAGGAAAAUUCCACACAGUCAUUGAGUUCCCCACGGAGAGGAAAAGGCAACCCAUAAAGUCAAAAAAGUCUCCGGUUGGCAGUUGGCGGUCAUUUUUUAAUCUGGGCAAGUCUUCCUCGAUGUCUAAACGCAAACUCCACCGUAACCCCAGUGAACCGAACGAACUUAAGGCAAUGGCUUUGGCUGGAGGAAGAGGAGACACUGCUACUCUUCGGUCGGCCAAAAGCGAGGAGUCUCUCACCUCUUUACAUAAUGUUGAAGGUGAGUCUACAGUGUACAGACCACGCAGACCUCGUUCCAGCAGUGACGCCCUGUCUGCUUCUUUUAACGGGGACCUGCUAGAUAGCAGACAGCACUGUAACUCUUACGACAACCUGGGUCAAGGAGAGAGCGACGGAGACGAUGGUCCAAUCUGUGUGCCUGCUCUCAUUUCUCCCCCACGCUCUGCUGAUGAUGUGGACCUGAGCCCCCCUGACAUUGGCAUGGCAUCUCUAGACUUUGACCCUAUGUCUUUCCAGUGUAGCCUUCCUCUGGCAGAGACGUCCAUUUUCUCGCUUGACACAGAUGCGGGCAGUCUGAAGCGAAGCCCGGGUAGUGCCAGUGGCUCCGAGCCCGUCUCACCAAUCAGAGCAAAGGUUACGAGCCAUUCUCAGUCUCCAGAACACAGACCGGCCUUAGAGGAUACUAAUAAACUGCCCUCUGCAUCAGAGAAAAUUGCAGUUCAGUCCGUUGAGAUCAGUGAGAAGUCAACUGUUUUGACACCUUUGAGCAUCUUCGAAUCGUCUGCCUCCAUGAUAAGGAUGGGGCCGGAGAGCGCUGCGCUUCAGGCCUCGUCCCCUUCAUCUCCACUCGACUCGCCAGCCAAUUUGAGCUCUCUUUCAAGAACCACUGAUCUGCCCCUGAGUGAAGCCAUUCAACAGGAGCUUCUCUUUAAAGCUGCUACCUUUGAGAGUAAGGAGAAUAAAGACAUAUCAAGCAUUGAACGUGCACAGCCGCCACAGGCCACCUGCUGUCAGGAGCAGCCAGGAGCUGUAGUUCUGGACUCACCAAUGGGCACCGUCCCAGUCAGCUCCGUAUCCCUGCUCCCUCCCCCUCCCCCACCAAAGAACGCUGCCCGCAUGCUUGCACUAGCUCUCGCUGAAUCUGCUCAGCAGGCCACCAUUCUCUCUCAGAGGCGACCCUCUGGACCCCCAACACCGGUCUCUCCUCUUAGGACGCAGGAGUUAUCGGAGACACUGGACUGGCCGUCUGCUCCUCAACCUCUGCGGUCUCAACCAUCUCUGGAAGAAGCUGCUGUGGAGGCAUCAAAGAUUUCAGAACCUGCGUCUUCAGCACCUUCUACCUUGACUGAAAAACUAACUCGCUCAGACAGUCUGCAUCUUAGCAAAGAUAGCGGAAUCCCACCAAGCACUUCCUGUAGCAGCCGGGAUGUUGUGUCAUCGGUGACACCAGGACAGAGUAGUGUACCUUCAAGUCAACCUUCUCAAGUUUCUGAAACACAGAAAAGUCCAGAAAGGCAGCAGCCAGCUGUGGGCCAGACACCCGUGAGCACAACCAAAGCCACAGCCACCACACCAACCAUCAACAAGGAUACUUUUAUUCAACAACCAAGCUCUGAGCAACCUGAUUGGAGUGUCCAGUCACAUGACGUCCAUAUGGCAGAAAAUGUCCUUCCAACAAAACCCACAAAGGCACCAGAUCAACCAGUCGCAAUUCUCCAGCCUCAGCCUCAACUAAAGACUCAACCUCAUUCAACAUUUCGCUCUCAACCUCAAGUUCAGACUCAGUCACAAGCACAGCCUCAGUCUCAACCCAAAUCACAGCCCAACGCUCGAGUUGCACCCACCCCGGCUACACCUAUUGACACGGUGGAAAAACCAUGGGAAGCCAUAAAGCCUGUCCAUCCCAAAGCAGAUAUUGCUCCUCAACAUCACACUCCAGGAGUGACACCUCCAGCACCCCCUGUUCGCACAAUUGAAAGCAAACUAGCAACGGCUGCUCUCUGCCACACUGAAGCUGCAAACCCAGCCAACUUUCACAAUGUCUUAUCAGAGACAUCCAUGAGAGGCUCAGUGGAGGAAACUCCCCCACAAUUUCAUCCACCUCAUCGCAGGUCUUCCACUCAUCAGUCGGGUUAUAUUUACCACUCGAAAGGAGAGGCGGCCCUACCGGAGCCCACAGCAGAGGCGUAUUACCAUCAGCGGGUAACCCCAGCAGGUCCGUCCUCAAUGCCUUACCAUUACCGUCCAGAAAGUGUUCCGCCGCAUAUUUCCUAUGUGUCUAAAUCAGAGCCACAGAUUACCUACAGGGGUCACGGGGAUGGCCGAUACAAUACAAUUGGACCACGGUCUUACCACCAGUCCAUCAAAUCUCGUGGCCUACCAAGGGGUGAAUGCAUUUCUUCAAGCUCAAUGCAUCACAGCCACGCCUACAGCCCUGUAGAUGGACCUACUGUAUACCCAACCAUCCGCAGAGUUCACUCCCUCCACGUGCCGCCCACCGCUAUCCGCUCAAUGCCAGUUAACAGAACAGAGGUUCCACCAGAUGAUGAGCUUUUUUACUACCAGCGCCCAAUCUACCAUUGCAAGUCUCACCAACCGUCUUCUCAAACUGACUAUCACGUCACACAACUGCAGCCUUAUUUUGAGAAUGGAAGAGUUCAGUACCGUUACAGCCCCUACUCGGGCUCUCACCCUUUGGAAGCCCCGUACUACGAUGUGGACCAUUAUGGUACGAUCCGCUUACGGCACGUCCAUUCUUUCAGCGGUCGGGACACGGCACCUCUCAUUAGCCGGUCUGGAGGGAAGUCUGGAGGGUAUAACUACCUUUCGCGUCAUUUUGUUCCUUUAAAGGAGCACAGUUUUGUUAGCAGGGACAUGCCUCCUUACGGUGGUUCAAAGGGGGGCGUUUACUUUGCAUGGGACCCGGAGGAAGCAGAGAGGCUUCGCGUGCACUCCAUUCGCAGAGAAAGCCGAGCGAGACAGAAGGUGAAGGGUUCCGUUAUGUCUCAAUAUGACAACGUGGGGCACUACUUACCGAUGGAUAUAAGCGGAUUUGAUACGUUACACAUGCGCAGCAAAUCCGAUCCUGGUAAAGCGGUGUUGAUGGCCACUGAGGUAAAGGACGGCAGAUACAACGUAGCUUCUGGGUCUCAGCAUGCUCCCAGGCACCUAAUAUCAGAUCCAGAUGUGCUCAUGUAUAUGGAAACGGAAAAGCACUGCCAGGGAAAUGGAAUGGGGGAGAAAACCGCCAAACAGGGCAGCUCCAGGACCUACUCGUCCAUCCAUUCACAUCAAUCUCAGCUUCCACCGCGAAGCAUGCAGCACUUACCGGAGGGUGGCCAUCUUGAUCCAAAGUUUGAGCCGGAUAGCAGGAUCGCUCAGCCUCGAUAUGACAGACCUGAUUUAGAUCGGCACUUAUGCAGGGUUAAAGCCACCAGCGCGGUGAGCGAAGAUGAACAAGCUGCUCCCGUGAAGCCAACACCUCCACCCAAACCCGAAAGAUCUCAUAGCGUAAGAGAGCGACCGCAUUAUAACCCGUCCAGUCUUCCCUCUCAUUUGCCAGAGAGCUCGGAUAGAGACCACAGUGGAUCCUACACACGUCAAUCACAGGCGCAAAGAGAAAGCAGUGGCACCAUUACUUUACAGUCACACUACGACAACCUGGAUGAUUACCACCCAGUACCUCAGUCCCAAAGUUCAGUAGCACAUCUUGGUGGAUCCAACACCUACCACAGCCCCGCUUUCUCAACUCCACAGAGUAACAGGGCAUACUCCACUGCCUUGGGACAGGGCGCUUUUAUUCAAGCUGAGCUUUCAGCACAGAGGCCCGAGGCAGAAAUUAUUGCUGAAUGAGCAGACAGAUGGAUUGUGGACAGAAACUGUCAAUAAUAUUUCAAUUAAAAUGCAGCAGCCUCUGCAGGACAGUGGACUGCCUUCUGACUGUUUACAUUCUGUUUUUUAAUCUACAAAAAGACUUUUUACUGAACUGAAUGUACCAUAUUUCAUCAGUUGUUUAAACAGCCACAUUGUGACAUGAAGUUGUAACUUGUCAUAUACUGUAGAUAUGUGAUAUUGAUAAACGGUACAUAAAUCAGAACCAGAAGUUACGUAUAUCUGGAAAAAGAAAAACACUACUGGUUAUGAAGGGAAUCUUUUGUUCUGUUGUAUUAUUUGGAAUAGGUCUGGGUUGGGGUAUAAUCGGGGCGUAAAGGUUUGCAUUUUAGAAAUGCAUGUAAUCUAUCUUUUACAGAACAGUUCUGUGUACCUUGAUAUACUGUAUAUUGUGUACUUUAUGGACGUAACAGUAACCGUGGAAAGGAAACGCUGUUGAAGUCAUCCUUCCUACCUUUUACACACCGUGUACACAACUAGGCGGUACAAAUAAUCUUCUGCCUUCAGGUUGGGGGCCCAAAAUGUGCAUUUUUCAUGUCUGUGCCAUUACUAUUACAUAAUAAGGUUUAAUCCCAAGCAACUGGAUACGUUUAUUUGUUUGAGAACUUGACACAGACUGACAAGAUUUUACUUUGCUCUUUAUUGUUGGAGGGACCAAACAAUGAGGAUUGUGGAGCGAAUGUUGAACGACUGAAGGUGAGAGUGCCAAUGUGAUGUGGCUUAGACACAUUUCUCUCCCUGUUCAAGAGAAAGAGAAACGUGUUGUUAACAGAGUUUUUGAUACAUUUAGUGAUUUACAAUGUUUCUGACUGAUUUUAGACUUGCACCUUACUUAACCUAUAUUUAACUAGCUCCAUUACUAAAUUUCUCAUAGACACUUUGCUUCGACUAUUUUUUAAUAUGAACCACCUGAAUACUCCAUAAACUUACUACUAUUUCACAAAUUUCACACUUUUUACAGUGUCAAAGACAGCACAUUUCCCACAACAAGAAUCUCUGAGAUGGAGAUACCAUCAUUUUAAUUAUUUAAAAGACUUUCUAUGAAAAAGGGACCCAUGUUUUAAUUUGUUGUUGUUUUGACAAGUCAUUGCAUGUUCCCGUUCUGUCAGAUAAUAAUUAAUAUUUUAUAACAAUGCUUAUAAAUUUGUGUUUUAAGUAUUCAAAUGAUCCAAACUCUGGGUGGUAUCAUUUGUAUGUGAUUGAUUCCCUAAUAUCUGUUUUUUGUGUGUGUUUUGCCAAGUCUUAUGAAGUUCAUUUUCAUUGCCGGCACGUUGACAAUAAUCUGCCGUAGUUUCUUGUUUUUGUUUGUUCUUUAGACUGUGAAAAGAAAUGAUUGGGUGGCUAGUGCGGAGAAAUAAAGGCACUCAUGUAACAUGUUUUAUGUGACCAAACUGAUAUCUUAUAGCAGAUUCUCCAUUUGCCCUCCCUUCCUUAACGGAGACCUUUAGCAUAAAUGCCUUAUAAUCUAAUUUAAUGAAGCUUGUAUGAACCUGCAGUCUGAUGUCUUUAGUCAGUAACCCUUUACAAUAGGGUUGUAUUUGUUAACAUUGGGUCAUGUUAGCCAAUGCAUUUACUAAAGCUUUCCAGCAUUUAUUGAUCUAUGUUAAUACUAAUUGUUGAUGUGCUUUUGACAUGACAAAUGUUAACAAAGAUACAACUUUUGUUUUUAAAAAUGUAUUAGUAAAUCCUGAAAUUAACAUUAAGAUUAAUAAAUGCUGUGGAAGUUUUGUACAUUAGGUAACGCAUGCAUUAACUAAUGUUAGCAAAUACAACCUCUUUGUAAAGCAUUUCCCUUUAGUCAGAAUGACACUCAAUGUUGAAUGCACAUUUUGAUUACAUACAUUGUUUCGAGGUGUAGCUAACAAGUGAAACAACUUAAAUUAGCAAUAUUUCCAUGUUACAACAUAUUUAAAAUAGUACAACUACAGCUUUUUUAAAGAGUGCCUAAAAAUAUACUAUAUAUGUAUAUGUUAAUUUCCAUCCAUAAAUAUAGAUGGUAUAUUAUAAAUGAUGUACCAUCCAUAUUAUACAUAUAUAUGGUACAUUAUAAUCCAACAACCUCUACACAUUUAAGGAGCCACCUAACUAAAUCUUGUAUACAUAUGUUGGCUACUACCAAAAUACCAGUAUGAUCAGAGAUGCCAUGAUUCAAAUAUAUAUUUGUGAUAGCAUUU